AUGUCUUCAGGUUGCAUGGAAUCCCUGACUAUCAGGUCCUUGUCCCCUCACUCACCUACCUCGCGCUCCCACGCCGCGUCUCUCACUCACUCCACGAGGAGGCCGUGUCAGAGCACGACCCCACAGGCAGAGCAGUCGGUUCAAUCACUCACGCCAACCACUCACGUUCAUGCGAACAGCAGCCCUGUUCGCACGAACGCCACUUACCUGAUACAGAAGGAAGAACUUCAUACAUACGAACGCCACCUCUGUUCAUGUGAACGCUACUCACCUAUACUGCAGACAAAACUCCGUUUGUGCGGACACCGGCUCCCAAACACAGCAAGAACAGAAGUCUGUUCGUGA
Molecule: messenger RNA, 345 nt
Organism: Pelobates cultripes (western spadefoot toad)
Lineage: Eukaryota; Metazoa; Chordata; Amphibia; Anura; Pelobatidae
Source: the annotation of a GenBank genome assembly